AUGGGAUACAAAUGGGAUUUAGAUAAGAAGAUAGAGUUCCUUGGUGGAUCAAAGGUGUCGACAUGGGCAAUCAACUGCUCGUUGUAUCAUGAGAGAUUGCCUGAGGGCUCGACAAGUACUCCAAGAGAGUUCCAUCUCAUCACCUUUAGCGAAAAGACAAAGAAGAGCUACAUCGUCUCUCUGACAACUGUUGUCGAGGCAGAUCGCGACAUCUUAGCAAUAAUCGAAAAGACAAACAGUUACAAGAAGAAACAGACACAUGAGAUCACUGGCGCAAAGUAUGAACUUGGAGACUUUGUAAUAAGGCUGGGGCCUGUUCAAUUACGUGCUGAUGUAAAGGCGAUUGUGAUGGAGGUUGAGUACGCACCUUGUUUAAUGACUUCAUCACUGGGAUUCAAUUGCACAAAGUUACUACAAGAGUUCAUCGUUGGAUAUCUUGGCUUUGCACCCGAGCAAGUUCAGACCACCUACGACUUUAGCGCAUACCAACAAUCACUUCAUCCAAUUCACUACUCUGACAUGCACACCGCCAUCCAAUACGUCAACCUUUGCAAGAGUCUAGCAAGAUGA
Acytostelium subglobosum LB1 is the source of this 570-nucleotide messenger RNA. RefSeq lists its product as hypothetical. Gene Ontology annotation, biological process: regulation of transcription by RNA polymerase II. Gene Ontology annotation, molecular function: transcription coactivator activity. Lineage: Eukaryota; Evosea; Eumycetozoa; Acytosteliales; Acytosteliaceae. Gene Ontology annotation, cellular component: mediator complex. The record is from RefSeq and is a predicted model, not a curated record. Bases 1 to 570 code for a protein of 189 amino acids. The transcript has 3 exons.